AGCAAACACCUCUCCUUCAAGUUAGCACCGACCCAAACAAGCAGGAAACAGGAAAUGUUCCCGUUUCGGGGCGGCUGCAGCCCCGCGCAGCACGCCGAGCGCGCCGAGAGGUGACAUGCCGGCCGCCCGCGCCGCCCGCGCCUGUGCCCUGCUGCUGCCCGCGCUCGCGCGUCUCGCCCGGGGUGAUUCUGAGCCAUCAGAAUAUUCAGGAGACUCAACGAGUGAAGAGAUAAUUUCAAGCACGUUUGCCACAGUGACCACAGAAACAUUCAUUGCAGAUACGAAUUCCACUUUCAUUGCUGAGGAUGCAAAUCAGUUAGAAUUUAUAUUAAUGGUGUUGAUCCCGCUGAUUUUAUUGGUCCUCCUACUUCUAUCAGUGGUACUCCUUGCAAUAUACUAUAGAAGAAAAAGAACUAAAAAAGAGUCUUCUAGUCAAGGAUCUCAAAGUGCUUUACAGACAUAUGAACUGGGAAGUGAAAACCUGAAAGUCCCCAUUUUUGAAGAAGAUACACCCUCUGUUAUGGAAAUAGAAAUGGAAGAGCUUGAUAAAUGGAUGAACAGCUUGAAUAGAAAUGCCGACUGUGAAUGUUUACCUACUUUGAAGGAAGAGAAGGAAUCAAACCACAGCCCAAGUGAUAAUGAAUCCUAAAGCUGAAUGGUGCUGAUGUUUUCCAAGAGAAGCAGCCCUGAGGGAACUUGCUGGGCCAACAGAUGAAGAGGAUAUCAAUUUAAUUAAUUUCAAAUCAACAUACACAUAAAAACCUUUUGCCAUUUCUUCCAACGCCCACUCUUCCUAAUGAUGCCAUCCCUUAUGCUCAGAAGAACGUGCAGUUGAGAAGUACUAGGAAGAGGCCUGGCUGCCACCCACCGCUGCCUGUGAGGGCGGAGAGGGAGCCAGCCAUGCCCCACCUCCGAGGCCACUUCCAGCUCCCCUGCGUUUUUGCUACCUUGCUGCUUCCUUCUCGUGGUUUAAAUCAGGAAGUUGUUUUAUGUAUGGUUUCCUUUUGGGCCACCUUCUUACCUAACCAGCUUUGGAUAAUUUCCUCUGAUUGUUCAAGUCCUCUGACAGGUAAAUUAUAUUCAGCAGGAACUUUUCCAAAGGAGCGUUGUGUCUUGGAAGGGACACCAAACAAAGCAAGCAUUUCAACACUUCACCUUCCUGGGGGGUGGUGAGCGCUCCCUGCCAAGAAGAUGGGUGACAGAGUCCACAGUCCCAGUGAGAUGUCGUUUGGUGAUUUGUAGACCCUGAUCAGCCAGGUCGUGUCACCUUUGGGAACUUUUCAGAGGAUCUAGGAAUCUUCCAGGACAGAAAACAUGUUUUCCUCUGCCGAAAGCACCUGUCCUUGUCAACAUUUCCCCAAAGCUCUAAGUAGUUGCUUCCCUACGACGUCUCACUGGUGUCUGGUAUGUGGGGAGGGAGUGUGUGUGUGUGUCAUGGCGGGGGGGUCAUCUGUCACCCUUCUGUGUCUCAGAGAUCUCUAAGGUAGUUUGAAACAAAUAGAAUAGGAGCAGGAAAUACCUGUGCCUGUGGGAUCUCACUCACCAGGCUCAGCAUUCUUUCCCGCCAACCUGGGACAAGGCUCAUGUCCUCAACACAGCACUCCAGGAGGCCACUAUCAGGCUAUCUGCAAUGACAGCCUGGGUUGGUACUGAUUGACAUCCUUGUCCUAAAAGCAAUGGUGUAAAAUGCCGAAGGGCCCACUGCCCCCUCCCACUCACACAAAAUCAAUCUUCACUUUAUCCUUAAUUUUCUAAUUUUCUGAUCUUUAAAGCAAUCUAGCAAAUUGGGAGUACUCAGUUCUUCUAGGCCACCUGACAUUUUAUUCCAGGACAGAAAGAAAGAAGGAUAACUCUUUCUUUUUACUACCCCAUCUAACCUGAGGGGGAUGGGAUCAAUUAAACAUUUGCUGCUAAAUUUUGGGUUUUGUGGUUCGAAAGGCUAACUCAAUGCAGAAAGAAGAAACCUGCCCCUCUUCCAUGUUUUCAGGAUACCUUUAAUAAGUAUUUGCCUUCUGAACCAUGCUGAUAAUUGUAAAGGCAGAAAUGCAAACCACAGGGACCUUUCCAUACAAUGAAAGACGUGACUGUCUGGGGCUGUGUAGCGUAGAGACAAAAAACAGUCUUCAGGGCUGUAACUUGCAGAUUUUUCUGUCAUGUUCUCAUCAGCACAUCGAAUAUGGCUUUGUGUUCCUUGCUAUCCUGCACACCCAUAUUCAACUGUGGCCCACAGUGACUCUCAGAUAUUUAUGCCAAAAUUGCUGUUUUCUGAAUCAUAACUUGUCUGUUUUUCUGCCUACAUUUGCCACUUUCAGUUUGUUUCACGUCAACAUUUUGACUCACAGAAGGGGCUCUGUGUCUUUUUUUCUCUCUAGGAAAGAGAAUACUCAGGCCUUUCAAUUUGAUCCAAUCCUAUCAAAUAAUGAGAUUUUUAAGUUCAAAGAAGUGAACAGGGUCCAGGAAUCUUGCUUUGAUGAAGUUAUAUUGUAUGCUGUGAUACAAAAUAUUCUCAUUUAGUACUUUAAAUACUUUUGAAUUCCAAAAGAAGGAAAUUUCAUCAGUAUGUCAUUUGUAUAUGCAGUUUAUAUAUGACUAAUCUGACAGUGUACCAGGUACUUUUUAUUUCACUUUGUUAUUAUUUUUUUUGAGACAGAGUCUUACUGUGUCACCCUCGGUAGAGUGCUGUGGCAUCACAGCUCAAAGCAACCUCAAACUCUUGGGCUUAAGCAAUUGUCUUGCCUCAGCCUCCCAAGUAGCUGGGACUACAGGCCCCUGCCACAAUGCCCGGCUACUUUUUUGUUGCAGUCGUCAUUGUUGGUUAGCUGGCCCAGGCCAGGCUUGAACCCGCCAGCCUCAGUGCAUCUGACGCUGUAACCACUGUGCUAUGGGCGUGGAGACACUUUAUUAUUAUUAUUUAUUAUUAUUUUUUUGAGACACAGUCUCACUUUGGUGCCCUUGGUAGAGUGCUGUGGCAUCAUAGCUGACAGCAACCUCAAACUCCUGGGCUCAAGCGAUCUUCUUGUCUCAGCCUCCCAAGUAUCUGGUACUACAGGCGCCCACUAUAACACCCAGGUAGUUUUUUAGAGACGGAGUCUUGCUCGUACUCAGGCUGGUCUCGAACUCCUGAGCUCAAGCAAUCUACCUGCCUCAGCCUCCCAGAGUGCUAGGAUUACAGGUGUGAGCUACUGCCCCCCGCCUUUACAAGGUACUUUUUAAAAAGAGAGUAUAUUCUGGCAAGAUAUAAGAAGUUAGUAUGGGUCAAACCAGCGGUCUGUGUCUUUUUAUUCAGUCAUAUCAUAUAUUUGUGACAAGUUAAAGAAUUGCUUUUAAGCCCAAACUUAAUGUUUUAGGUUAUUGUUAAAAAAAAAAAAAGCCUCAUUAAUUUGCCCUAAUCAUAUAGCCAAUCUGAGCAAAAUCUGACUUUAGAAUAUUUUAAAGAUUUGUAAAGUGUACUGCAUUUUUGUACAUUUUAAGCAAACUAGGUAAACAGCGUUGCCCAGUUGAACUCUUCAGGAAAUUUGUUCUAAUAAAUAUGUAAAAAUAUCCAUCACUGACUCAACUCAGUGAUGUGACUUCUGUCCACAGGAAGGACAUUGCUAUUGGAUGCAAACGCACAGCCUGGAUCAGCCUUGGUGUCUGUAGAAUGGCAGGGGUUUCUGCUGCUCACUGCAGCUCCAGCGAGUACAAAAGCUUACUUCUGGCUAUUCUUUUAUUUGGGUUUUUUAAACCAUUAAUUCACACCAUCUCUGAAAAAAGGCCUUUUGUUGAGUAAACAUAAAACCCCAGACUUUAGUUUCAGCUUCUGCCAGAAUGAGGACCAAUUCUGAACUUAGUGGAGUGGUAAGACCUGGCUUCACGUGGGAAGGCACUGCUGAGAUUCUCCUCGUGGGGAGCACAUUGCAGUUUUAUACUGAGUUAAAUUAACAUGUGACUUUUUCACAUGCAGAAGGUGCUCAGGAUGAAUUCUGGGGCUUCCACUUAAUAGCUACAACAGGCAGUCCAGAGCAGUGUCACUUACAGAAGCGUUUCUGUAACAUCUGCCAUAUGACACCAGCCAGAUUCCUGUAUAUGAAUGUGGGAUGGAAAUCAGUCAAAUUGCAUAACCUCAGCAACCAAUUGCCUGAAUUGUGUAUUUUGUUUCUUAGUAAGGCCCAGGAUAGGUUUGAACUCACUGCCCCGGUCUGUGAGGCCGCACUCUAACCACUGAACGCACUACCCAGCUUGAAUUAUGUAUUUUUUUUGAGCAGCUUUUUGGCAUUGCCUUGGUACUAUCUUGUCAGGCGCCAAAAUGCUCUUAGUCCUCUUGGGGAUUGUUAUUUGUACGUAUCUGGUGUUUUGUUUUGUUUUUCACCCUACUAUCUUUUCUGAAUAAUGUGUCAUGCUCAUAUGGUAACAAUCCAUACUAUUAUGUAAAGUAGAGCUUUGUAUGAGCUCCGUACAUGCUUUUUGAAUGAUAUUUUAAGAAGUUACAUUUCUAAACCAAAGUGAUUAAGAUAAUACGUGCAAGAUUAGAAGGAUAAUGUAGAACUGUUUAAGACAACCAGGGGUGAAUGGGUUUUUUGUUUUGUUUUGUUUUUGUGGUGGUUUGGUUUUUUUUUUUAUUUCUUUGGGUAGUUUUUCUUGCUUAUUUGUUUUUUGUUUAUUUUUACAAUCAGACUUUGGGUGCACAGGGCUUCGGUAAUGAUACUUUUCACUUUAUACCACAUUAUCAUCACUGGCCUUUAGAGCUUUGUACAUAAGUAACUGGAUUUUUAAUAACAGCACAUUCUUCACAGUUUUCAUGUCUUUGGUCUGCUGUAAAGGACUACAUGAAUGAUAUGUAGCUACAACCUUAAAGUCAGCAACAUUUUUCCCCGUGUAAAAAGCAGUUGAGAGUGAGCCUGGUAUAACUCAGACUCGGGGGGGAAGCCCUGAAAUUACAAAUAACAUGAGGAACGUGUGAAAACUCUGCGUGUGGAACAAAGGCAUGCUUUCCAGAAGGACAGGGAUUAGAGGUGUUGGACCAGUUAAAAAAUAAGCUGGUGGGUCAGUAAUAACUUAAAUACAUGCGUAUUUAAAGUUAACUGACAAUAAUGUAAAAAGAUAUAUAUUGUGUUUGGCGCUCUUCCAUUUUGUAAGCAAUGCAAAGCGGUUCCUCAGGAAGUCGGUUCCAUUAUCACAUGUCAUAUUUAUCAUUUAGCUUCUGUCCGGCAAUAUGUACAUUCUACUGUGUAAGCCUCAUGUAAGAAAUGGUCCCAUUGCUACUGAUUAGAACUGACUAGUAAAACUAAUGGUCUAUCUUAAAACGGACUGAAGGUUUUUAGGAGUUUUUCUCCCACUUGGCAUGCUGCGAAUAAUAUAUGUAAUAAUAUUUUUCCUUUAUGAUUUGCAACUUUAUAGAUGACAGGCAUACAUGUACAUAUUUGUAUACAUUAUUCUACUCUCAACUGCAUGCCUUUUUAAUAAAAAGAAAUAAUUUCAUA
Molecule: messenger RNA, 5459 nt
Organism: Nycticebus coucang (slow loris)
Lineage: Eukaryota; Metazoa; Chordata; Mammalia; Primates; Lorisidae
Gene: TMEM154
Product: transmembrane protein 154
Exons: 7
Coding region: 116-649 (177 amino acids)
Source: RefSeq, a predicted model, not a curated record